Messenger RNA from Trachymyrmex septentrionalis, 3006 nucleotides. RefSeq names its product nardilysin-like. The transcript has 13 exons. Lineage: Eukaryota; Metazoa; Arthropoda; Insecta; Hymenoptera; Formicidae. The record is from RefSeq and is a predicted model, not a curated record. Bases 1 to 3006 code for a protein of 1001 amino acids. Gene Ontology annotation, molecular function: metal ion binding.
AUGAAGCGCACUGAAGACGAUGAUCAGCAUCAAGUUCAAUAUCUAGAGACGCCCAUCAAAUCGGAAAACGACAAAAAGGAUUAUAGGGUCAUCAGAUUAGAAAAUGAUUUAACAGCUCUGCUUAUAUCAGAUAUAUAUUUAAAAACAGAUGAUUCUGAAGAUGAAGACACUAAGAAAAAUGAAAAACAGGCAGUAUGUGCCUUAUGUGUGGGAGUAGGAUGUUUCAGCGAUCCAGAGAUUCAAAGCAUAGGAAAUUUAUUCAAGCAUAUGGUUUUCAUGGGAUCCGAAAAAUAUUCAAAAGAAAAUUUUAAAACAUACAUCAAAAAACGUGGCGGAUUUGUUGACAUCUUAACAGAUAGCGAACAAACAACAUUUUACUUUACUAUUCAAGAAAAAUACUUUUUUCCUGCUCUUGAUCGUUUUGCUCAAGGCUUUAUUAAACCCUUGAUGACGGAAGAUACCGUUUCACGGGAGCGAGAGAAAAUAAAUGAGUAUGAAUCGAUACCUUGUGAGGAGAAGGAACUUCCUGCGAAAACCAAUUUAGUCAAUAAGUAUAUUCGGGACAAUGUUACAAUCUCUAGCAAUCAUAUGGAUGAUAACAAAUUGUGCGAAGAAUUGCACAAAUUCAAAGAUCGCUAUUACAGUGCUCACAGAAUGACAUUAGCUAUACAGGCUAAAUUAUCAUUGAGCACAUUGGAAAAAUUCGUUACGAAAUGCUUUGUUGAUGUACCAAGUAAUAAAUUAUCUCCUGACUAUGUUUCUAGUGUUUCUUUUGGUAUUCCCGAAAUCGAACAAGAAAUAACCAAAACAAAGUCUCAUAUGUCGCAUGUGAUGUUUAAGCAAGGUGACAAAGUAGAAAUAACAUGGACAAUAUCUUUCUCACCUGAUUUUUAUAAUAGUAAACCUCAUGAAUAUAUCGCAUGGAUUAUUAAACAUGGAGGAAAAGGUUCUUUAACAAGUUAUCUACGUAAAAAAAUGCCAAGUAUAAAUUUACGUGAUACUGUUCAAUGUAACAGUGAAACGUUUAUAAGAUAUGAUUGUAUAUAUACUAUGUUCAAGCUUACUGUAGUGCUCUUCUCUGAGGAACAAGAACAUUUGAAGGAAGUUUUAGAUGCAAUAUUUUCCUUUAUUAAUUUACUAAAAAUAGAUGAUCCACAUAAAAGAACUAUUUACUAUGACAUUUAUAAGAUAAUGGAAUAUAAUUUUAGAUUUAUUAACGAAGAAAAUUCUGUGAAAUAUGUAAUAAAUUUGUGUAAGGGUAUGCACUUCUAUCCACCACGUGAUUAUAUAACUGCAAAUAAGCUUAUUUCUAUUGAGUACAACCCAGAAGAUAUACAAAAGUGUUUGAAUUAUUUGAAGCCAGAGACCGCGAUUAUUACUAUUUUGCAAGAAAAACCUCAUCCUUUGGAUUGUAAUGAAGUUCAGUCCAAUGUAAAUUGGGACGAAAAGAAAUGUAUAUGCAUCGAAGUACCAAAGGAAUAUUUCGAACAUUGGGAAUCCAUUGAGCCGUUGCCAAAUUUUCAUUUACCAUUAAAAAAUGUAUUCAUUGCCAGCGACUUCUCUUUACUAUCGAUAUCAGAGAAUUCAAAAGAUCCUGUAAAAAUAUAUAACGAUCAUAUAUCGGAAAUUUGGUAUUGCCCGGAUAUCAAAUUUUGUUUGCCGAAAUGUUAUAUAAACUUUCAAUUUGUUUCCUCUCUAGGAGUCCAGUCGCCAAAGAAUGCAGUUAUUAUGGAAAUAUAUUGUCGUGCAUUAAAACUGCUUUUGUUCGAAGAAUUAUAUCCAGCUAAGAUAGCUGGAUUUGAAUAUUAUAUCUAUACCGAUAAUAAAGGUAUUAUAAUCGAAAUAAACGGGUUUACCGAAAAAUUGCCUCGCUUGUUGAUAACUAUUGCAAAAUACAUGGCUAAUUAUCCAACACUUGUUACGAAGUCUUUAUUUGAAUCUUGCAAAGAGCAAUUAGAUAAGGGAUAUUACAGCAAAGCAUUUAUGAAUCCACAUAAACUUAUCGUUGACGUAAAAUUAUCGAUAUUGAAGUUUGUUCAUUAUACAAGCGUCGACAUGCAUACUGCUCUGUCUAAUGUAAAUUUUGAAGAAUUCCAACGCUUUGUGGAACUCUUUACCAAUCAUUUGUAUAUCCAGUGUUUCGUGCAAGGUAACAUAACGCGGGACGAUGCAUUUGUGAUUAUACGGGAAUGUAUCGAAAUACUGAAUUGCGGUCCCUUGCUUACUAGUACAGUACAACAGAUGAGAGUCAUGCAACUACCUUUGGGCAUAAGUUAUUGCAAAUUAAAAAAUAUAGAUAAAAUGGAUACAACUUCCGUAAUGACAAAUUAUUAUCAAGUUGGUAUCUCGUCUAUUGAAUUAUCGGUAUUAAUUGAUUUGAUGAUGGAAAUAAUGUUCGAAAAGUUACAAAAUUGGGAAUUAGAUGAACAACUGCCGUUUAAAAUUGUAUUGUCCGACUUGGACGAUAUUAACGGAAUUUUAGGAUUUUCCAUUACCACUUGUACUGAGGCAAAUAAAUGCACAACCGAGUAUAUGAAUGGUGAGAUUGAAAUAUUUUUGCAAGUGUUUAAUGAGAUUUUGAGGAAUUUAGAGGACAAAGAGUUGGAUUGUUUUAAGAAGAGGCUAAUACUUGAUAAAAAGAAUGAAUAUGCUGAUGAUAAUGUUAAAAAAGUAGUUGAUAGAAAGUGGAAUGAGAUACUGAAUGGAGAAUACAUUUUUGAUAGAUACGAGAAGGAAAUGCUUGCAAUAAAGAACAUAACGAUUGACGAUCUAAAAAAAUGUUUUACAAAGCACAUAGAGAACGGAAGUAAUUUUAGAAAAUUAAGCAUACAUAUAGUAGAAAAUGAUCCAGAAAAAAUUGCAGUCGAAAAAGAAAAUAUUGAGAAUCCUGAGGCAGAGCACUUUACUUUGGAAUAUAUAAAGGACGAUUGUCACAUUGUUGAUGUAGAAGACAAUAAGAAAUAUCUUUAUGCCUAUCCUUUCAAACUAAAUCGUAACCCUAAUUAG